Molecule: messenger RNA, 316 nt
Organism: Mycotypha africana
Lineage: Eukaryota; Fungi; Mucoromycota; Mucoromycetes; Mucorales; Mycotyphaceae
Exons: 5
Source: RefSeq, a predicted model, not a curated record
UGCUACUGUACUCCUUUUGUAAAUUGGCUUGAAUCAGAUCCAAGUCAGAAUUGGAUGUUGCUACUGUACUCCUUUGGUAGCAUGACUAUUUGUCAUGUGAGAAUUGGAUGUUGCUACUGUACUCCAGUGGUAGCUUGGAUCGUUGCCUUUGACUUCUUUUCAGGUGAGAAUUGGAUGUUGCCGUUAUUGUACUCCAGUGGUAGCUUGAUAGGGGUCCGUCGAAUCAGGUUUGGUUGCUGCGUUUUACUUUACUGGUUCUUCGUACACCAGAAGUAGUUCGGCAGGAGGCAACUUUGGGUUCUGGGGGUUGGGAGUA